AUGCGUUUCUCCACUAUCGUCCUCCCAGCUCUUGCUGGCUUCGCGCUCGCAGCGGAAACCAACCCCGCCGCCUCCGCAUCAUCCGCCCUAUCAUCCGCCGCCUCAUCAGCCGCCUCAUCAAUGGCAUCCUCCAUGUCAUCCGAGGCCACAAAGACAGAGGCGAAGACUACCGCUACUGAAGCGAAGUCGACUGACGCGACAUCAACUGGCGCGGCUGUUGCUAUCGGUGCUGGAGAAGCUGGAGGCGUCGUGGUCGCUGCUUUGGGAAUUGCUGCUUUGAUGUUCUAG
Messenger RNA from Alternaria viburni, 288 nucleotides. RefSeq lists its product as uncharacterized. The transcript is spliced from 2 exons. The coding region runs from base 1 to 288 and encodes 95 amino acids. The record is from RefSeq and is a predicted model, not a curated record. NCBI's taxonomy places the organism in Eukaryota, Fungi, Ascomycota, Dothideomycetes, Pleosporales, Pleosporaceae.